CACUAAAUAUACAAAUCUUCUCGUGUUAAAAAAUCUCACUCACUGCUAAGAAAUGGGUCUUAAAGGCAAGUUGGUCUCUCAAAUAGAGAUGAAGUGUGCUGGGCAUUUGCUUCAUGAGCACUUCAAAUCAAAUCCACACAAAACAUCAACCAUGUCUCCUAAUAAGGUAACAAAUUUUGCGUUACAUGAAGGUCAGUUGGGUCAUACUGGCUCAGUUGUUAGUUGGAAAUUUAUUCUUGGAGGAAAAGAGAGGCAUGCCAAGCAAGUCCUUCACAUAGAUGACUCAAAAAAGUCAAUCACCUUCAAUUUUGUUGAAGGAUAUAUGAAUGAAUUAUACAAGUCCAUGACAGUUACAUUGACUGCAGACGGAAACUGGAUGACUUGGACUAUUGUGUAUGAGAAAUUGAAUGAAAACAUUCCAGAGCCCAUUGAUCUUCUGGAACUUACUAUUGGUCUCCUCAAAGAUCUUGAGCCUCACCAUGUUGGUAAAUAGAUCUUUGUCACCAUUCCCAACAAUGUGAUGAAGUAUUAUGGCUAUCCUAAAUGCUAUGAAUAAACAAAA
Lycium ferocissimum is the source of this 562-nucleotide messenger RNA. RefSeq names its product kirola-like. NCBI's taxonomy places the organism in Eukaryota, Viridiplantae, Streptophyta, Magnoliopsida, Solanales, Solanaceae. Gene Ontology annotation, biological process: defense response. The transcript has 2 exons. The record is from RefSeq and is a predicted model, not a curated record. The coding region runs from base 53 to 493 and encodes 146 amino acids.